ACGGUAUAGAAGAACUUAUUUCCCGCAAAAUCAUCGUGUCUACCCCCAACUUUUCCAUUUGUUUCCGUGGGGCUUUCUACGAAUCGAAGGCGGGCAGGUCUUGCUCGUCCCGAACCAGGGACUCUGCGCGACUGUCCUGUGAGCGAAUUUGGCAAGAAUGCGGAAGAGAGUCGCUUCGACCCUCUUCUAGUUUCUCGAACGAUCGUUUUCCCUCUUUCCUCGCUUUUUUCAUAUUCAUAUGCUGUGCAGUCGCUUCUGGACAGCCCGAAGACUCCUCCAGUACUGAGUGGCAGAUCCAGUAGACUCUCUGGUGGGGGGUGUGAACCCGCUGCCGAAGGAUCCAGAACUGCAGCUGGUGUGUCCCCGUAUUUACUUCUGUUUCCUUCCCUUGCGAUUGUUGUGUUGCUUCUAUGGUUAUUUUGUCUGUUGAAACGAAACGUGCGUGUAUGCGGCUGGCGUUCCUGUCCAGCAAGGCGGACUGUGGCGGGAACUGGGGGGUCAGUGCCAGAGUUGGCAUCAAGGAUUGCGGGAGUUCUGGCUCAAUAGUAAUUCGUUUCUCUUUGCCGGACCCCUGGAAAAUGCGUGUCAAAUUCCAAGUCCGUCUUCAGCGCAUUUUCUCAAAUCUAGAGCACGGCCAUUUGUGAGGCAGAAUCGACGCGGACGUAUCGUACAGGCUCAGCACUGUCUGUUUCCGUGUCGUUGAAUCCCCCAUUUCUUCCGAAGGCCAACGUCUACCAUCCCUCUCUUCGUCUCACUAUCUUACCCUAUCCAGUGAACAUCCAAAGAAGUUUCCUCUCGUCUCUUCGUUUAUGAGGUCUCUGUGGAGUGGACGCAGGCCACCAUGGAGGGUCAUGGAGGUGCUUGCUUUUCACCCCUGCAACAGCUGGAGGGGGGGCCGUCGGCAACUCUGUGUAGUCGGCAGUACGUAUCGCCUUUCCCCCAUCCGUUCCCGGCAUCUUGUGCCUCAAGAACCUUGCAGUUGUUUCCGUCUUCCAGUCGCGCGUCCCACCAGCCUGUCUUUUUUUCGGCAUCGCAAGCGGCACCUGCAUGCCGUUCCUCGUUGUUUUCUCAGACCAUCGUUUCUUCUUCCCGCGAAGCCUCUGCUGUUGCCGACGUGUCUGCCUCCCGCUGGGAAGCCGGCUACGCGUUUUCGUCUUCUGACUACUCCGGAUGUUCCCCGCACCAACAUGCUUGGAAGGGCGUUGAGGGCCCUCCCGUCGCCGCGCCUCUCUCUCCGUUCUUCUCCUCGCCUUCGUUCAGCCUGCCGCCCUCCUCACCUGCCCCCGCUUCGUCUCGCCCUCCCGUCGCCGUCUCAAGUUACGCUCCGGACGCGGCGUCCAGUUCAGUUUGGCCCUCCGGAGAGCAAGUCUCUUAUUCUCCCUCCUACGUCGAGGGCGUAGUUGCAGCUUCGAGUCCUGCGCCUGACAACCACAGUGAAGCCGGUCGUUCGGCGCGUGUCUCUGUCUCCGUCGCCCUGGUCCCUUCCCACGGCUCCUCGCCCUCUGGCCCUCUGACAGAGGGUCACCUACCAGGGGAUGCACUGGACUUUGGAAGCACCCGAGAACACCCAGUCUAUGGCCCCGCUGCUCCAACCUGUAGCUGGAAGCCUUGUGCGGCUGAUUCCCCUUGCGGUACAUGCGAGCGUGCGUCUCAGGGUUCUUCCCGGACGUUGGAUUCCGCGUUCGCUCUUGGCACCUCAGGGCCUGCCGACCUCCGUCCGACCCCCAGAGGGACCGAUGGGCGAUAUGGAGAUCCAGCCGCAUCGGAGUACGAACGGUUCUCGGCGUUUCCUGUCUCCUUGACUCACCCUGCGGCCUACGAGGGCCUCACUGCCAAGGAGCAUGCAGAGGGAAGCAGUGCAACCUGCGAUACCGCGACUGUAAACAUCGGUAGCCACGCAGUGGCAGGCCCCCAGGCCGGGGCUCUCGAAGCCAACAUAGAGAAUAAGGGAGCCGGCAACUCCGCCAUUCUUCCAGACGACAGACGACCCUCGCAGGCGACCACAGCGACGACCUCGUCCGGAUCAACUGCGAAUGCCUCGUGCUCUGUUCAUUUCCAUGUAGACUUUUCAGGCGACAGUCGCCCAAACGUGGGCGAGGCCGCUCUACCGGUUUUCAGUACUUCUGCGCCGCCAGCCUCACAAAACAAUCAAGGCUGCUUCGCGUUCCGGCCGAGCCCCCUGGGGCCUAGCACAGCAGAGAGCUGCAGUCUACAGCAUCACAGGCUCACGAGAGAGAGCGACUUUGAGCAAUGUCGAAUCUACGAAGAGAGAUCAACAAGAGUGCCUGCACCCGCCUUAGCGCUCGCGAGCGACGGAGCAGAAGGCGGGGCUUCCGCCCACGUUCCCUCGGUGCCCACGACUCCGUUUUCUGCUUUCGUUCAUGAGAGAUACGUACCACGGCGUCCCGGUGUGGCGGCGGCCCGGUUUGGGCUUCCAUCCCUUCCUUGUGCUUCGUCGUCUUCGGCCACGGCAUCGUCUGUGUCUGUGCAGAAAGGUGACACACAUGGCUUACUUGCCCCAGCCGGCAGCUACGAUGCGUUGCCCCCUUGCGCUUCAACAGACUUCCCCACCGACUCUCGCCAGUCUCUUCCUUCGGGCGAGGCCUGUGGGGAGAGGACAGACGGUGUACAUCGCGAGGGCAAUGCCUCCAUGAUUUCCCGGGGUCCUCCCCUUUCUGCUGAGGCGCCCUACUCUACGCCGGGCUUCUCUUCUGGCUGUCCUUAUCGCGCCCCUCGGUUUGUGGCGCCCGCUUCCUCUCCCCCGCCCUUCUCGUGUCCUUCCUCGUCUUCCUUCAUGCCUUGUCAUUUUUCUUGCCAGAGGCCUCUUGCGUCUUCGCCAGCAUCGUCAAGUUUCAUUGAACACUCUGCUCGUCCCGUGACUAAUCAAGGCAAGCUCAAGUCGGCUGACACAGAAGACGCACCCGCAGCUUCUCCCCCCGUCUUCUCACCGUCGCUUUCUUCCUCGCCAUCUCUGCUGCAUGCAGCCGCGACUCUCGGCAGCCUUUGGUGGCGGUCGACGGGCGUGGAAGGGGAAGCGGACGGAAGAAGAAGGAGAGGGGCAGGCCUCAGCAAGGUGGGGCGGCAGUGCGAAGGCGACAAGAAGAGGGAAGAGAGGAACUCGGAGAAUCCCGAGCUUCCAGGGCCUUCACGAGAAAAAGGCAAGAAUCCAGCCUUCCUUCAAGCAGGACACCCCGAAGACAAAACCAAAAGUCGUACCUGCACUGAAAAAGAAGAGACCGAAGAAACUCUCGACGGAGAAAGCGCCACGGAAGAGGGCGCGGCAUCCCGAGACAUGCAUCCAAGUGAGCAGUGUUCCGUGGGGGACAGGAACGACGAGGUAUCGCGGAGGAGGAGAAGACAAGAGAAAGAGACCGCGACGCACGUUGACAGACUCAGGAGGCCGAGGCUAGGAGAAUCCGACGGAGAAGAAGAGGCGGAACCUGAAGAGGAAGAGACAGACCACGAGGAAGUCGAGUCGGAGAGAGAAGAACACACCAGACGAGAGACCGAGAGAGACAAGGCAGAUGCCUACACCGGUGCAUCUCGAGAUCGCCCUUCGAUUUCUCUUGAUGCUGAGCAGCCUCGCUUUUUGGAGUUACGAUCCAGUCCGGAGGGAGACAAGCAGACGCCGAGAGGGCCGAGGAACUCCGACGUAGAGUCUCGAGAGAGAAAAGGGGACUGCGAGAGACAUGAUAACAGUUCUGGUGCACCGAUCGUUUCCAUUUGGCAUCGAGAAGCGAGUGGCGAAUCUUCUGCGGAGAAUCGAAAAAGCAGCGGGCAAGUGGCACGAACUGUGAGGCCCGAUGGUAAAGAGGCUUUGCCCGAGGUUGAGGAAUUUCUCGGAGGGAGGGUGGCAGCGGAAACAGGAAAGGACUCGAUUUCCACUGGCAAGGACCAGGGUGGGAUUCCAGCGCCUUCGUCUCUGUCUUCUUAUUCGUCCUUCUCUUCUUCGCUGCCUUUCCCCGCUUCGACGCCUCCAACGGCACAGGGGCUUCGCGACAAAAAGGACAAAGGUGAGACACUGGACACAUCGCGGCGGUCUCCUGACGGAUCGGUCUCUUCUUCGCCGGCUUUCUCGGCGGCUUCUUCCCCACUGUCGCCGUGCAGAUUUCCUCGCUCUUCUCCACCCUUUCCUGGCUGGGGCCUCGCCAUGAUGCGCCGCCUUCUGGCCGGCGCUAUGUCCGACAUCGACGGCGAGGAAGACAGCGACUUUUCGCUCUCGGAGGACGAGGACGACGACGAAGACUGCUUAGAGGACGAGGAGUUCGACGAUGAGCAACUCGGGUCUUCUUUCUCCAAACGGGGGCAAAAGGUUACUUCCCCGUCGAAGCACUUCGCUCCGCACUCGCUGUUGACAGGUCACUUCCCAAGUGAAGAAGAAGACUCCGACUACACCUUAUCAAGCGCCGGUGACUCCGGAGCGUCUUCUUUCUCUUCGUCGGGAAGCUCGAGCGACGAGAGGAGCCCGAGCAUCUCUUCGCACUCAGCCACCACGUCUCCGUCGCUGUCUCCGGUCUCGCUGUCUCCGGCGUCGCCGUCCGGGUCUUCUGCGAGUCCUCUGUCUCCGAAACCUCGUGGAAAACUCCCGAGAAAGAGGCGCCCUCAACACUCGCGGUCGCCGGACACCUCCUCUGCCGCGCCUGCGUCCCCCGAUUUAAGUUCGGAUGCGGUCGAGAACAGCCAUGGGAGCAAACGUAGCAGGGAAGCAAUGCGGAGGACCUCGUCUGGCGCUUCUGCGCGGAGACGCAAGAGGCGGAGAGGCCGCGAGGGCCGAGAGAAAAGAGAGUCCGUGUCGCCUGCGUUGAGCGAGAACGAAGGGGCGGCUGAUGCACCCGCGGCAGCCGCCUCCAGGAAGAGGAGAGACAGGUCGCGGCUUCAGACAGGCUCUCGGGAUCAGCGGCUGAAACACCGAUCGCGGACGCGAGAGAAGGCGUCUUCGCCUUUCUCGUCCUUCUGUGGCGGCUUCCCCUCUUCUCUGCCCUCGCCCUCUGCGUUCUGGGGUGGCAGCGGCGGUGGAGGGUGUCUGAUGAAGUCGAAGAGAGCGAAGAAGGAAGCGAGCGCGUCGCGCAGAUGUUGGGACAUCCAGACGGCAUCUGCGGCGGUGGUGCCGCCGCCCUUCCCGCUCGCUCACGUCGCCCACCUGGUGCCUCAGCUGAAGACUGAAGAAAGUUCUUCCAACGACUCUUUCUCGCCGAUUUUAAACGGCUUCUCCGCUCGUCAACUGCGCCGACUCAAGUGCCAAAUGGACCUGUAUGUGCAACUCCUCAUGCAGACGAUCUACGUGAUCCGCAACCGGUGCUACGGCGAGGACGAAUGUGAAGAGGAAGAGAGAGAAGGAGACGGAGACACAGAGAGAGACGGAGAGGGCGAAGGGGAGGAAGGCAGGCGCGGACAAGGAGUCCGUGGCGCGAGCGUGGAAAGCACGGCGGCGGAACAGAAGGGAAGCAAGAGAGUGGGGCGUGAGGAAGGAGUCAAGGACGCGACGGAGACGAAGAGCAAAGCUGGAGACAAACUGAUGAGGAGAGCCAUGAUGUGCUGCGACAGCCUGAUUCGGGGACGGCUCGAACAAGUCAACGACCUUCGGGCGCGGCAAGGCCUGUCGCCCUUGGAGCUUCAGGAGCGCCUGCCCUUCCUUGACACGCACUGCUCGUCCCCUGACGGACGUCGCUCUGCUCCCUUUGCUGUUCCGCUCUCGUCCUCCCCCUUUUCUCCCGAGAUUGUCUCUUCGUGCUCUCCGCUUCUCGCCUCGUCUCACGUCGGGCGCGUCGUCGACGACAGCAGCGGCCUGGUGCCCUUCGCGGGCCUCGCGACUCGGACUGCAGCCGUCGGCGAGGGCGAGGACCCCCGCUGUUCUCUCCUUGACUUUCCGCUUCUGAGGAAAAUAAAGCAGUUUCUUCUGCUCCUCGAAGAUCGAGACUCCCGUUUUCCCCGCCCCCUCGAAGAGUUCCUUCGCCUCCAACAACCAUUCGUCGACCCUGCCUUUCUCACUGGCUGCUACCAGAGAAGACGGAAACCUGUGGCGGCGUCUCGCGGGCUCAGCGGAUCACUUUCCUCCUCUUCCAGCGCUCGCGACUCGACAGCCGACGGCCCCGAAAGAAGGAAGGGCGAGGCGAGAAACGAAGAAGCCCACGGCGGCGAAAGCAACACAUUUGUCAUCUUCACCCCAGCAGAAGAUCGACUCUUGGGGCUAGGCCUCGCUCGCGUCGGGCGCCGCCACUUUGCCUUUAUUCGCGAAAACUUCCUGCCCUCCAAGACGCAGUUGCAAAUCACCAGACGCUUCAAGGCUCUUCAGAGACGAUGGCAAGCAGCCAAGGAUCGUCGAAAUCCACUGGCGGCAUGGAGGAUGAGUUUGACUCAGACGUUUUCCGUGGACGAGGACAUGCUGAUAUUGUCUCAUCUGUCCAGCUCGUUUGGAUCACGCGCUGCGCUGGCGUCUGCGUUUGCUCUUGGCACUCCGCCUCCAGCUUCGCUCUCGAAGAAGUGCCGCCCUUCUGUGGACCUCGGGGUCCGAAGCGAAAGAGAGCGAGGCCGGCGCGACGCGAGCCUUCUCCCCAGUGUCGCCUCCUGGCUGCUGUUCAUCGCGAAGCACGACUUAAAACGCGACGUCACCUCGCUUCAGAAACGCGCGAGAUUCCUUCGACACCUCUCGCUCCAUCCCGGGGGCGAGGCUCGAGACGACCGUGGUCGCGCCCUCCCGGUCUUCGAUGACCGAAGCCUCGUACAGGCUCUCAGGGACAAGACCGCUCGCGCAUUCAGUGCGCUGUGGCGACCUGGCCUCGGUUACGCUUCGAGAGACGAUAAAAGAGAGAAAGAAGAGGGCGAGACGAAGAGAGAAGAGAGGGAGAAGAAGGCAGAAGACGAACAGGAAAAAAAGAAGGAAGAAGACAGGGAGAAGAGCGACGAAAGGAAGGAGAUGAGGUGGGAAGCAGAGGACCGCGUCGAUGGCACACGGGAUCGACGACCAUCUUUUCCUCUGGCUUCGCCGGUGUUCCCUUCUCUCGCUGCAUCUCAAGCGUUGCCUGAGGAAGGCAACACGCGUCUGCUCUCUGGAAAGGCGAAGACCUCUUUGGAAACCGACGGCGAGGGAGCGAGCGGGGCCGCGCCCGGCUCAGCCUCGCCGACGCAAGCAGACCGGAACGAAGCGGUCCGCGACGGACCUUCACCGUUUCCUUCUAGAAUGCUUUCGCUGCGGGGGUUCGCUGCUUCCGAGGCGUCUGCCGGCUCCCCUGUAGUGACGACGCAUACAGGAGAGCGUCUCCCUCCGUCCGUGUUUCCUUCAGCGAUGCCGUUCGCGUUGCGCAGUGGUCAUGCCCCAAGGUCGUUGAGCGCCACACCCACUUUCGCGUCUCCUCCGACGACUGGCCGGAGGCGAAGCGACGAAAACGAAGUGGGCAGAAACGAAGGAAGAGCAGAAGGGCGAUUUGAAAUCCGAGACGAGGGAGAGAAAGCCUCCCUGGGUGAUCCGCUCUCUCGGACCUCCCUGGGGUCCACUCAAAGGACGAGCGACUCCAGCACCACGCACGGCCCUUCGGCCUCUUUGAUCCCGCCGCCGCCUUUCUCUUCACCUUCUGUUCUCCCCGCUUCUUCGAUGUUGCCUGCCUCUUCCCCCCCGAGUGUGGCGCAUCCACCGCGACCUGUGGCUUUUCGUGAGCCCUCUGCCGACAGCACCUUCGACCCCUCGUCAGCCUCGUCGUGCUCUCCUUUGCUGCCGUCCUUUCCGUGUCAACAGACCUCGGCCUCAUCUGCGCCUUCCUCGGCGCCUUGCUGCCCGGUCCAGUUGGCACCUCAAGCUCCUGGAGAGCCUGGAGCCUGCCUCCUCGCCCCGGAGAAAGGCCCCACAACACUUCAGGCGCCUCAGGGCCUGGAAAUGCUGGCCGGUCUCCGUGUGGCUGCGGCGCCUGACCAACCGUUCAUGUCUCCACACGAACGAGACUCUUGCCCUGCGCCGGCGUCAGCUGCGGGGGGCGCGAUGGUCCGAAAGCUGGACGCGGCUGUUUCGUGGACUGGAGAGAAUGGGCAGGACUGCAUGCAUUUGCCUUUUUCGCGGGCGUCGGAGCUUUUCCCAGAGCGUCUAGAUCAGAGUGACAAGGCGCUUUCCUCGCGAAAUUUCGGAACCUCCCGUCCCCCUCGAACAGCCUGUUGCGCGCCGUUCUACCAGGACAUCACCGCCAUUGCCGAGGCUCUUGAUGAAAUGCCGUGCGACUUUCUUCUCCACAAUCUUAACUGCGAACUUCCCGCUGCCAUGGCAUUUGAGCCCUUGGCCCAGGCCGUCGUGAACUGCCAAAGCCACAUGUUCCUCUCGCGGCCGAAGCCAGUGAAAAUCGGUGAUCGCAUUAUCCGGGCGAAGCGCAUUUGUCCUCCUUCGCUUCGAGUGAAGAAAGAAAUUCGCGACAUGAUCGUGAAGCAAAGACUUCUGGUGGCGCGCGCUAGAGAGGGAAGAGCUCUCGGAACCGACCCGGCUGCGCUCGCGUUGCGGGAAUGCCAUCGGGCUGCGUAUUGGAAGUCGACUUCUUCUUCCGUUUCUUCAUUGGCUUCUUCUUGUUCGAGCUCACCUUCUAGCGCUCCUCUUCCUCCCUCCUACUGUCCUUCUCCUGCUCAGCCUCCUCCCUCCCGUUUCUAUCCUGCGCCGAACCCCAGCUUCUCUGCAUCUCCUCUUCCUUCUUCUCUCCCUUCGCCUCUUCCCUCGUCCGUGUCGUCUCCGUUUCCUUCGCCGGCUCUUCGGCCGUGUGCGUCGAACGAAACACAUGCACUUUCAACCAUGAAGUGGACAGACGCCGCGCAGGUUUCUUCUCUCCCGCUGCCGCCGCGGAUCGCAGACUCUUGCUACGUGCGAGCCUCGACCUUGACUUCGCCAUGGCUUGCGACUUCUUCAGCGCCCCUCGCGGGCGGCGAAGCGCAGCAGAGCGAGGAAGAGGCGCUGGGAGAGGAGAAGCGAGUCGUCUACUGCUUGGUGCCCGAGAGAGAGCACGACGAGGGAGAGGAGAUCGAACAUGCUCCGGAGGGCGGCAGACUGGCGAGGCAGCACCAGGAAGAGAGACAGGGAGACUCUGAAGACGAAGAAAUCGAGCAAAUCGUCCAGCACUUUCUUCUCCACGCCUCCCGCGAGGACUCACCGCGCACAGCACGGCUGCCGCCCGAACGGCCUCCUGAUCUGGUUGUGACAAGGAGCUCGGCCUCUCCGCUCUUGGGCGUCAGAAAUGAGAGCGAGAGACUGGGAGAGGUGCCACACACUUCGCACGCUGCCAACGAAAAAGAAGACGGACGGAGAGGACCCGAGAAGCUCACAGCCAGAGAAGGAGAGGAAUCUAGGACUAGAGAAGGAGAGGAAAGUCGGACUGGAGCAGGAUGCGAGGAAAUGACGAGCGACGUACUUCUCGGAAGCGUGCGACAGGGAGAAGCCAGCGUCGAGAGAGGAAGGAGAGAAGGAAGGAGAGGGAAUAGCGACAAGGAAGGACAGGCCGCGAGAAGCGGAGACAACGAAGGGUGCGGUGAGCCGCGAGGGAAUAGCAGACCAGCAGAGGUCGAGGACUUUGCUGCGAACGCAGACGGCCGGGAGGAUAUCAGGCCAGCCGAGGAAGGUUCUUUUUGUCUGGCUUUGGACAACAGCGGCUUCAAGAGCCCUGCCUCGUUGAAAGAGAAGACUGCGCAAAGUGUCACAGGGAGAACCGAACAAGAACCAGAGGGCGAGACGCAGACAGAGCAGAGCGAAGCGGGAGGUCAGGAAGCCAGCAGCGAAGCGAGCAAAAGAGCACACGAGGGGAAGGGAGAAGGAGUAGAAAGGCGACAAGGAGAGACAGAGAAUUCGCAAGCAGAAAACGAAGAAGAGAAGGUCGCUGAUGAAAGAAGCUGCCAUGCUAAGUUCUCCGACUCCUGGCUCGCUUCCGUUUCUCCCUCUGACACCUCCGGGGCUCCUGUCUCAGGAUUCGAGUUUUUGUUGCCGUCAGAGAGAGAACUCGAGAGUGGACAGAUAGAGGGAGACAAGUCGCUUCACUCCUCGCGUCCGUCCAGCUCGAGCGAUAGUCCGGUCGCCACAUCUGCUACGCCUGCUACGCGAGCGUUCUUCUCCUGUACGCCGCUCUCAUCUGUUCCAUUUCCUUUCCCUCCUCUCUCUCUUUCUGCUUUCACGACUUCCACCCUUCCUUCUUCUGUCGAACUCCCCUCUUCUGUUGAACUUUCUUCUGAUACGUUUUCUUCUGCUGCACUUCGUUCUUCUUUUGAUCUUUCUUCCUCGACAGAUGCGUCGAGUAGCCUCACGGAGGGGGAAGGAAAGGUGGAGAAAGACGAGGAUUUCGAGAGUCGCCUCGGGAGUGUCGUGGAGACGACAGAUACAUGCGAUGGCUUCGAUCCUCGCUCUUGUACAGUUCUUUCUUCAUGUGAGCCUGUGUCGGGGGGCGAGACAGAGACGGCAGAAACUGGAAAGGAAUCGGCUGUCGACGAGCUCGUCGUUCGUCUCUGGCGCGCCGUUCUCCCCAACAGAAAGCCGCCGCGAGAUGCAGUCAAGCGGGAGAAUCUGAGGAGCCAAAUUGCUCAGAUUUUUCUGACUCUCAGUCGAGAGGAGGACACACAGGCGCGGACAGAAUAAGGUAGUUUGUAGAAGCCUACGAAGCUUCUUUUAUAGAGAACUUUGUUGUCAGUUUCGUUCAACAUGGCGCCGCGUCGGCGGGGAGGCGGUAGGGGUGGUGGGGACGUGUGGUUUGGAGUGUCAGCCGAGAGGAACGAAGCACGGCAAACAGCCUUUGAGUCUUCAAAGUGGAGAGGACAGAGGAAAGGAAGAUUUGCGUUUUAUGGUUUUCCUCACGCUCAUUGCGUUGAAGUUCUCUGAUGGUUCGUGCGAAAUAAUGGUGCUCGCAAUCUCUUUUUUCUGAGAACCGUCUUGUCUUUGGCAACUGGCAUACCUGUCACUGUUUCGGUGUUUCGUGAACGAUCUUUUGAAGAUGACGCUAAUCGCUG
This is a messenger RNA of Toxoplasma gondii ME49, 10950 nucleotides long. RefSeq lists its product as hypothetical. The record is from RefSeq and is a predicted model, not a curated record. Bases 842 to 10582 code for a protein of 3246 amino acids. NCBI's taxonomy places the organism in Eukaryota, Apicomplexa, Conoidasida, Eucoccidiorida, Sarcocystidae. The transcript has 7 exons.